This is a messenger RNA of Cladophialophora immunda, 1407 nucleotides long. RefSeq lists its product as uncharacterized. NCBI's taxonomy places the organism in Eukaryota, Fungi, Ascomycota, Eurotiomycetes, Chaetothyriales, Herpotrichiellaceae. Gene Ontology annotation, cellular component: mitochondrial outer membrane. The record is from RefSeq and is a predicted model, not a curated record. Gene Ontology annotation, biological process: lipid homeostasis; mitochondrion organization. The transcript has a single exon. Bases 271 to 1236 code for a protein of 321 amino acids.
CUCGCUUCCUAUUGGGUCGCCUCGAGACUGUCGACACUUUUCUGGAGCUGAGUUGCUGCUCCUGGAGGCAUCAAUUCACCUCGCGAUCCUCGUGAAAACCUCUCCAACACUCAACGCCCAUGAUCGUUCUCCCCAGAAUUGAUGAUGUUACGGUAGCCUUCUUGCUGCUUGUCGAUUGACGUUCCCAACGACCAGCCGCAGGCGCCGGUCCCUCCUCCUCAGUCCGCACGCAAGAAAGACAACCGCCCAAUUAUCCACAACCCUUUCUCCAUGGCCGACCUCCCUCCCCUCUCGACCCAGAACACACGUGGCUCCGUCUCGUCCGUACCAAUGCACGAGGUCGACCCCUCGCCCGUCGACGAUGACGGUCCAGAAGGGCCCGAGUACGGCACCAACCCGGCCGAUAUCGACGCCUCCAAGCUGCCCGCUUCGUCUCACACCACAACCAACUGGCUGGGCCUGACACCUGCUCGAACGCUGCACAUAUUGUCAGCCGUGCAGAAGUACUCGGUCGUCCCCUUCUCAGCCUACCUGACGAUGCACUACACCAACACCGCCCUGGUCCCCCUCUUCACCCGCUCUGCGCGCGAGGCAGACAAAUACCUCCUCCUCACCCGUCCCUAUUACCAGUCUUUCCCGCUCGAACCCCUCCUGAUCUUCGUCCCCGUCGUCACCCACGUCGCGUCCGGUAUUGCCCUGCGGCUCUACCGUCGGCGCAUCACAGCCAGGAGGCAUGGAGCAGAGACGCUCUCCCAGCGCAGGAAGAUGAGGAGCAAGAUCCCCUGGCCAAAGUUCUCGUGGACCAGCGCCGCCGGGUACGCUCUGUAUCCAAUGUUCGUGGCCCACGUGUUAUCCAUGCGUAUCAUCCCCAAGAAGAUUGACGGGAGCUCCGCGUCCGUGGGACUUCGCUACUUUGCCCACGGCAUAGCACAAGAUCCUUACGUCGGAAUGGCAGGCUACACACUGUUCGUGUGCGUCGCAAGUUAUCACGUGGUGAGUGGUGCCGCGAAAUUCCUCAGGCUGAGUGCAGAGUAUAUCAUCGGGGGCGGGGACGAGGGUCAAAGACGGAGAAAAUGGAGAGGCAGGAUUGUCAACGGGGUUGCCGCAGCCCUGGCAAGCGCGUGGAUAGCUGGUGGGUUGGGCGUUGUGGGAACCUCAGGGCGAGGCACUGGGUGGGAGGCAAGCCACUGGGAUAAGAUAUAUAGGGCCAUGCCGGUGAUCGGUAGGUUGUUCUGAAACUCGGUACCAGGGUUCCGCAGGGGAGUUUUCCAGUGCCCUAGAUACAAACAAGACAGGGGUGUCUUAAAUCUGUACGCAGUAUAGGGAUAUCCAUAUAGUGGAUUUUGUAAAGAUAGUUCAACAACGCCGCCCACGACUGGUGGUCGAAGAGUUCGUUUCUCAUAUCGA